UCACGCCGAGGAGACAUCUAUGGGGAUCAAGAGAACGCCUCGUGAGUCUUUGCCGAGUUGGCUCUCUGAGGUCAGGGAAGACGGAGACCCCAGCGCCCUGUUGAAGGAGCAGCUGCUGGGCCUCAAGGGUGAGUUGGAGCAGCUAGAGGGCAGGGUUAGUGCCCUCUCAGUGGCAGAUGCUGAUGCUGCACUCUCUGUUAAUUUCUCUAAAAUGAGGGAUAUAGAGAGCAUUUUGACAAAAGUUGCACAGAUUAGAAAUUGUUUUAAGACGCUCAAGGGCAGUGGCCAGAGUAGGUUUGGAUACCUAGAAGCACAGGAAGAGCAACUUUCAAAAGAUAUUAGGGCCCUGAGAGAGAGCCUAAGCGAAGAUCGCAACUAUUUAGAGGGCACGCAAAAUGCUGGAGUGCGGGCCACUAAUGCUCCUCUGAAAAGUAACUUGAUUCAGUGUGACAGACAAGGAGAAGAUCAUGCAAGCAUAGGUGUAAUAAGCAGUGCUCAGAAACCUAACUCAGUGCAGAGGAAAAUAGAUAAUGAAAUGCCGCUGGCCAUGCCGCAGUUUAAGCAUCAUUGGGAAGAACGUGAUCAUCAAGUCUUCAUCAAGGUUUAUCAUAAAUUCAAGGGGAAGCAGCGAAGAAGGGAAGAGUGGAUAAGAGUUCUAGCAUACAAGACAGAAUCAGAGAUUGAUGAUCAUCUUGUACUCUAUGAUAAUUACCUCCUAGAGAGAAACAAAAUGAGAGAGAAAUUAGGACAGUGGAAGCAGGAAAGAGAACUGAAAAGGAUAGAGGAGGAAGGGAAGAUUGCAGAGAAACAGAAGGAUAGAGAGAAGGAAUUGCAGGCAAAAAAUCAAGCAAAAGAAGAAAGGUUGAAAAGGGAAAGAGAGGAGAGAAACCAACGCCUUGCCCUCUGGAAGGCCUCACGGGGAAGGAGUGAUUUGAAGGGGGAAAGUGACAUGGGUCAAGAGGUGAAGGUUGAGAAGAGUAGUUUGGGAAAAGUGAAGCCUCAGUCUUAUACCCGAGAAGAAAGAAAAAUCAUAGCUAAGCAACUUCAAGAGUAUUGCCACCAGAAGGAACUAGCAAGAACAGUAGAAAACCAGAGGAAACAGGAAGAAAAGUUACUACAGAAAAAAUUAUAUAAUGCCAAUAGUAGGUUAAACUUUAGGAAGAAAGAUGAGGAAUAUAUCAAGUACCUGAAAGAGCAGAGAGAGAGACAGAAAAAGUUGGAAGAUGAUCACUGCAGAAAACUUGAACAAUUAAAAUUGGGCGUGCAGGUUAACAUAGAGAGGAGUAGAGAUCGACUUUUCCAGCUGACCCAGAGUAGGGUAGCGUAUACUUCCAGUCCAAGAGAAAGUGGCAAGUUUAAUACUAUGUGUGUCAAUAGUAUAUCUAAGCUUGGAACACCCACAUGGAGACAAGAUCUCUGAA
Molecule: messenger RNA, 1421 nt
Organism: Penaeus indicus
Lineage: Eukaryota; Metazoa; Arthropoda; Malacostraca; Decapoda; Penaeidae
Product: golgin subfamily A member 6-like protein 25
Exons: 1
Coding region: 20-1420 (466 amino acids)
Source: RefSeq, a predicted model, not a curated record